Molecule: messenger RNA, 2639 nt
Organism: Epinephelus moara (kelp grouper)
Lineage: Eukaryota; Metazoa; Chordata; Actinopteri; Perciformes; Serranidae
Product: leucine-rich repeat, immunoglobulin-like domain and transmembrane domain-containing protein 2
Exons: 3
Coding region: 19-1698 (559 amino acids)
Molecular function (GO): protein binding
Source: RefSeq, a predicted model, not a curated record
ACAUGCUCCUCCAGGAAUAUGGACGCCUCUCAUGUCGAGUUAUGUAUCGCUUUGUUAUUUUAUCUAAUCACCCCUGGAUCAUCAACUUGUGUGACCGGUUGCUCCUGUACAGAUGACAACUUGGGCAGGACUUUACUAUGUAUGGAAACCACCAUGGGACGAAUCCCAGACAACAUCCCACAGGAUUUCACCAAAAUCCGAAUAGAAAACUGCCACCUGACCGAGUUACCGCGAGGAUCUUUCUCUAAAGUUAGUGCCUUGGAGCUCCUCUGGUUGAAUUUUAACGAGAUCACCCUGAUGAACAUCAAAAGCCUGGAGGGGCUGGCCAACCUGACUGAGCUCAGGCUGCAAGGGAACAAGCUGACUUCAGUAACAUGGACGGCAUUUCAGGACACGCCGAAACUGAAGAUUUUGGACCUGAAGCACAAUCAACUGGAUGUUCUGCCUGAACACGCUCUGAGAUACUUACCUGCCCUGAUCUACUUAGAUUUAUCCUUCAAUCAGCUUACUGUCAUAUCAAAAGAUGUCUUCACUAAUUGGCCUCUUUAUCAAACGGCAGCCAAAGCGUGGGGGAAAGAAGGGCUGGUCUCCAAUGUGGUUCUUGCGCUGCACGACAACCCCUGGUUGUGCGAUUGCCGCCUCAAAGGCUUUGUUGAAUUCAUCAGGGCGGUCAGCCCUCCCAUCAUUCUCAUGAACUCUUAUCUGAUGUGUUCGGGCCCCGCCUCCAAAACGGACAAGUUUUUCCACGAGGUUCAGUUAAAAACAUGCAUGAAGCCAGUGGCCUCUGCCCCAGAGACCAACAUCAUUUUACCUCUCGGAGCAAAUGCAACACUCACAUGCUUAGUAAAGGCCAGGCCAGGUCCGACCAUCCGGUGGAUGUACAGUCUGAAGAUUAUAAGAGGAUUUGCUGCUACAGAGACUCACAUAGACGAGGAGACCGUCACCUCCAAGCUGGUCAUCCCCUCUCUUCACCUGGCAGACCGAGGACUCUACACCUGCAUGGCCAACAACUUCAUUGGCAACUCCUCUGUCAGCAUCGCAGUUAACAUCAGCUCCUCAAAUUCCUCCGCUCCUCUUCCUCCACCUGUUCCCAUGUUGUCGUCCGAUGAGAACGCCUACAUCGACAUCCGCAUCGCCAAACAGACGGUCUACGGUAUCACCCUGGAGUGGUACGCAGUAACAGACAACCCAGCAGAGACCUGGUUCACCAUCCACUUUGGCAAAUAUGAUUCACCCAAAAAGGAGAUGAUCUACAUUGGCCCCGGCAUCAACAGCUACUCCAUCAGCGACCUGCUUCCUGUCACCAAAUACGAGGUGUGCGUGAGCUUGAAGAACCAUCCACCCAAGGAGGGCCAGUGCAUCGUGUUUGUGACAGGAAGUGACAUCAGUGAGCUGGAGCAAAGAGAGAGGCUCAUCCACAUCAUUGUAAUCGUGUGCGCCAUGGUGCUGGCAGUGCCGGCUGGCAUGUACGCCUGCACCACGGAGGCUCGGUUCAGCUGCGUGGAUCGCUGUGUGAAUCUGUGGAAGACGCGCAGGCAGCACGGAGAGGACGUGCAGGGGACGGAGAGGCAGGGCACCUUCGAUAGCCUGCAAGCGGGCAGCGAGGAAGGCCUGUGCAGGGACUCGAAGGAAAAGCCGAAAAAGAGGCGGAAGUCUGAGGACAGGUGCAAAGGAGGAAGUGCAGCUCACCUGUACUAGCUUCAAAGUUUAAAAAUGUACAUAUAUGUGUAUUUGUAAAUAAUGAGUGUAGCCCCAGUUUGCACUUUUACAUAUGAAUCAUAGUGCCAAGCAUCUGAUUUUCAGAAAAAUAAUUACCUGUGAUCUUUAAAAAGAACCUUUUCGCUGAAGGUAUUUCAAUAUUUCAACAGCUGCACAAUUUUUAACCCAUUUCCCAAGUUGUUUACCAUCUAGGAAGCUAGACAUGACAUCUCCUUGCUCUUUUUGCAGUAGAAGAAAUGUCAACCUUUCAUUUUGUUUGAUGGAAGGUAAAGUCAAUACAGACAAAUAUAACUGAUAGUAACCAUUUUUAAUUUUCGUUCUCAUCAAGCAAGAACAUUUGUCAAUUCCAGCCACCAUCUUUGUUUGGAUUAGGAAAGAGUUCAACUGAAGAGUCUGUCAUGAUUCUGUAAAUAAUUUAAAGUACACUUUGUUAAAUGACUUUCUAGGUUUUUCAAAGAUUGCAGGGAUUCAUUUUUGGGGAAAUUUCAUGUUUAUUGUAUUGUUGUAACUUAAAUGUAGGACUAAUACGCGCAAGGAAAAAAUGGAGGUUAUUCCAAGUAUAUAGUCAUCCUGUAAAUAUAUUUUUCAAGCUGCCUUCCUUUCUUACUUUGAAGACAAUUUGUUAUUAUCUUUGUUAAUAUACAUGUACAAAAAUAAGUUUGUAAUGAAAUGCUUUUGAUGUUUGCUUGGUUUCAGCUAUUUUUCGUAAUGUUUUGAUACUAAAUGCAAAAAAAAUCCUGAACUUAAAAAUGUAAAUUAUUAAUACUUUGUAUAAAUGUUCACUGUAAACUUCACCAAACGAAACUGUAAUCGUGUGUGCUGGUUCAGGAGAUUUUAAUCCACUUUAUGUUGAAAAUGUAUUUUUUAUUGUUUUUCUUUUCACGGACUAAAGAUUUGCCGUCUAGUUAUGGAAUGACAUG